Molecule: messenger RNA, 2164 nt
Organism: Pocillopora verrucosa
Lineage: Eukaryota; Metazoa; Cnidaria; Anthozoa; Scleractinia; Pocilloporidae
Source: RefSeq, a predicted model, not a curated record
GGAACUACCUGCAGUGUCUCCAUGACGCAACGGUUGCUCUUCAAUUGGAACCCACUUUAAUCAAAGCUAUUAAGAAAGUGGGAGACAAAGUGGGAGAGGGACGAACUUAUGGCAAUCUCGGGGACGUUUACUAUGAAUUACGACAGUUCCAAACAGCAAUCGAGUACCAGAAUCGUUCUCUAGAAAUUGCUCAAGAGGUGGGAGACAAGACCGGAGAGGGAUUAAAUUAUUACCAUCUCGGCACCAUUCUUCGCGGUCAAAAAAAGUUUAAAAGGGCAAUCGAGUCGUAUCAACGUUACCUAGAAAUAUCCAAAGAAGUAAGGGACAAGACUGGAGAAGCGUGCUCACUCGGUUCUCUUGGAAUAAGUUUCGGGUGCCAAGGAGAUCCCAUGAGGGCCUUCACCUACUUUAACUCGAGUGUAGAGGUGCAUGAUGACAUCACGGCCAGUCUUCAACUCAACGAUCAGUGGAAGAUUUCUUAUCGUAAUCAGCACCAAAGUGCAUACAAAGGUUUGUGGCGUAUAAUUCUCAUUCAAGGUAAAGUUGUGAACGCUCUUCUUGCCGCAGAAAAAGGACGUGCUCAAGCUCUAAGAGAUCUUAUGGACACAAGAUAUCGGCCUGAUAAUACUUUAAGGAAUAGCGGUUCGUGCCUUUCCCUGAAUUCUGUUCCAUCAAAUACAGUUUUUAUUGCUCUCAAUGGACCAUGCGUUCACUUCUGGGUUUUUCUCUGUGAAAAUAAUAUCCAGAUGAGAAAAGUACAUGUGAACAAUUAUAAAUAUGAGAAGGAAUUGGAAUUUUUCAUCCGGCUACAGAACAAAACUGCCCUUAAGGAGAUUGGUAGAAGAGAUGCUGUUCCAUGCAAAAAUCCUUCACCUGGUUCGCCAAAAGAGGAGGAAGUUGCCAAGGAUGUGAUCCGAGUUGAUGUGAGGUGCUCACAAUCAAGGGCUCUACAGAAGCUUCAUGACAUCAUCGUUUCUCCUAUUGCUGAUCUGAUCAAAGGCAACGAGAUGACUUUUGUUCCUGAGGGGCCAUUUUGCCUUAUACCUUAUGCAGCAUUGGAGGACUCGAGGUCAUCAUAUCUAAGUGAUUCUUUCAGUAUUCGUGUGCUUCCGUCUCUGACGACGUUGCAACUAAUUCAUGAUUGCCCAGCUGAAUUCCACAUGAAAAGGGGUGCAUUGCUUGUUGGCGACCCAUGUUUCAAACAUAUCAUCUAUGAGGGAGGACUUUUGGUGCAACUUCCGGGAGCAAGGAAAGAAGUGGAGAUGAUCGGACGCAUCCUAAAACAUUCCCCUCUCAUUGGAGAAAUGGCAACAAAAGAAAAGGUGUUAAAACGAAUGUCAUCAGUGGCGUUAGUUCACAUUGCAGCGCACGGUAAAAUGGAAACUGGAGAAGUCAUCUUGGCACCAAGCACUACAAGGAAAAACUCUCAGCCAGAAGAAAAAGACUAUCUAAUGACUAUGAACGAUGUCCUAGAAACUGGGCUGCGGGCUCGACUGGUUGUACUAAGUUGUUGUCACACCGCUCGUGGGAAGGUUAUGGCCGAGGGUGUGGUCGGCAUCGCGCGAGCAUUUUUGGGUGCCGGUGCUAAAUCUGUUGUGGUAACCUUAUGGGCGAUUGAUGACGAGGGAACCCUGGAGUUCAUGAGUUUCUUCUACGAUGCACUUGCUAAAGGCAAGAAGGCAAGUGAAGCUCUCCAGCAGGCCAUGAAGUGCAUGAGAGAGAGUGAAAUGUUCAAAGAGGUGCAGUACUGGGCACCAUUCGUACUCCUUGGUGAUGACGUCAGCCUGGAUUUCAAGGAAAUUCAGACUUCGAACCAUCUGACGCAGUGAGCAUUGGAACUGUAUCAGGUCAAGGACCAAGCCCGCGGAAGUCAACGGUGAUAUUUGGACCGGAAACCAGUAAGCUACCGAUGAAAUCUUUGUCAAGAGUCUUCUCUUUAAAGCACGGAGGAUCAAAAGAUGGCCAAAGUUAACGAGAGUCCCUAACGAUCUCUAUUGUUUCAAAACUUGACUUUUCGCCUGUCUGAACUGUUCUUACGAGCUUGACUGAUUUUGGACACUCUAAAGGAAAAGGACUUUCAAGUGUUUUGAUCCUUGAUAUCUUACUCAAGCUGAUACUCAUUUAAUUUAUAUUUCAAGUAAGUUACAUUUUUUUAGUCAAACAU